Paramuricea clavata is the source of this 13513-nucleotide messenger RNA. The record is from the annotation of a GenBank genome assembly. NCBI's taxonomy places the organism in Eukaryota, Metazoa, Cnidaria, Anthozoa, Malacalcyonacea, Plexauridae.
CGCAAAAUAUUCUGCACAAGAUGGCGGAAAUGUUUUGAAACGAAUGUGAUUUUUAGGGCAUUUAAAAACUAAAAUGCAUGUAACUGAGUACGUGGUUUUGUUAUUUCCCGAACGAAAAUGAUGGGGGAUGGUCUAAAUUUACAAGAGAAAUAUCAAAAGUUGGCCACAGAGUUCGCUAAAGUAUGUUAAACAUCGAAUCAAAACAUUUUUAUGUGAUAAUUGAUUAAUUGUCACUUGUCAUUAUCUGUUUAAUGUAUGUUAUAGCUAAGGGCACAGAAUGCUGUCUUGAAGAAAGCUGUAAUUGAAGGUCAAGACUCACAAAAAACUUUAGAGGUAUAAAGUAUUUCGUAGGGAUCACAACCCCCUGUGAAUAAUCGCAUUUUUCUGUCCAGAAUUCUAAAAUAUUCUAUUUCCCUGUACACCACUAUGAUUCUAUGUUAUCGUUUAGUAGACAAACUCUAUUGCCCAAUGGCCUCAUAGCUCAUUAAAUCUAUAGUUCCCAAAUUCAUCCUACUCUCUUAUUUACUCAGAUAUUUUCUACCAAUUUUUUAUCAUUUUGUAGGAACGGUUAAAACAUCGAGAACAAACCAUCAGAAAAUAUGAACAAGAGCUAGAUAGUCUACAGUUUCGGAAUGACCAGGUAAUAUUUCUAGAUAUUUUUAGUUGCUAAAAAUGCACAAGACUCUUAUCUUGUUUUUUGAGCAAAUUUUCAAUCAAAUGCCCCACCGUCGGGCAAUAAAUAUUGGUCAAAUGCCCCACUAUUUUGCAAUAAAUUGCAAUAAAUACUAUAUUAAUAAAGGUUAAUUGGUUCAAAUUGCCCCAACUUGGGGCCAAAAUGCUGAUCAAAAUCCCCAGGGUGGGGAUGCAAUUGAUGAUCAAAUACCCCACAUAUGCCCGACCCCCCCCUCUGGGGGUUAGCAUUGAUAGGUGCAUUAUUACCAUAGAUAUCUUACAUAUAUACACUAGAUAGCGCAUCUCUUUUAGUAAAAUUGAAGCCAAGAAUAUUCCCAUGUUGGUAGUUCCCACUCGCUAAUAAAUGCUUAAAAAACAACAAUAACUUUCAUCAUUUGAAUAGUUUAAAAAUGUACUUGGAAUAAGUUUAACUUAAUGUUUAAGUUCCCUGUUUAAGAAAUAGAAAACAUACGCAUCUUCUCAUUUCAUGGGAAUAUCCUGAGUCUGCAAUCACGGCUUCAAUUUUUGAAUUGCAGAAUAAUUAGAUGCACUAUCUAGUGUAUAUAAGAUAUCUAUGGUUAUUACCUAGCCUAGAAAGUUUUCAUUGUGCAGCUUAGACUCGGCUGUCACUUUUUGUCCUGGCUGCGGCCAGACACAUAAUUUUAAAUGCCUUGUGCCGCAGAUGCACAGAAAUAUGCGCUCAGCUCGCAUGCAAAAUAACUAAAAAUGGAUAUAAAUCAAGCGAAAAUUAUGUUACAUCUGGCUGCACAAAAAUUACGGCUCUGGUCUGGCCUGGCCACACAAUUUUUUUCGGAACUACGAUCUCAGCUGUGCAUUUUGCAAACUUUCCAGUCUGGGUUAUUACUGUGUACAGUAGCUUGUAUUUGAAUACAGUUAUAGUGAUAAUUGUUCAUUUAACAGUUGUCCAAGAGGGUUGGGAUUCUCCAAGAUGAGCUGGAUAAUGCAUCUACAUCUACCAAAAGCAAAACUACUAAGGUACUACAGUAUAUAUCUUAAAAUUAUACAAUUACAAUCAAAUGUUUACCUACAGAUAAGGUGUAAAAAAAAAUACCUGUAGUUCCGGUUUCAUACUGCGAAAAAAUUAGGGUUGGUAGGUCGGAAAUAAUUUUUUAAAAAAGUUUUUUUUCAUGGUUUUUUCAAUAAAUAGUGUGACAACAGACGCCAUUUUGGCAGCAGCCUGCAACCACCCGGAGAAAAUAGGGUUGCACGGUCAAUCGUGUUGAAAAAAUUAUAGGGUCAGCAGAAAAAAAUUGGGUUGGUCGGGAACCGGAACCACAGGUAUUUUUUUUUAUGCCUAAGGCAAAAAUCAGCCCAAUACUGACAUCAGUCGGUCAAUCACCAUACCAUGCCACACCUUCGUACCAAUAUCCAAAAUGUUCCAGUGCUCUUCCUUUUGACAAGUAAAAUUGUCUGGGGUUAGCCAGGAAAACAAAUUAAGUAUAUAUGGUGUAUUUGGGAGGCAUAUGGCAGAAUACUGUUUUGUCUUUUCUCGUAAACAUCUCUUCUUUAAAGAUCCUAUAUUCUCAAUUUUGUUUUUUUGAAAUUCAUUGAUUUAUAAUCUUGGAUGUUAUUAGCCAACAAAUACAAAUCCAUUUGCUAACAAUGUGGCUGCCGAGGAAUUGCAAUUGAAAAUUGAUGAAAAUGCUAGACUACAAAGAGAGGUAACAUUAAACUGGCAAAGCAUAGUAUGUACAUAUCAUUACAGUGGGUAUUCUGAGGUCAGGAUUGCAGAGCUGCCAAGUUCGGAAGAUAAAAAUGUGUGACCAGGGCCAUUGCGAGGACUUUGCCUUUGGGGGGGGGGAGAGGUUAGAGGGUUAGGUUUACCGCCUGAAUUGUUUCAAUUCACCUGAUUUUGCGUCGCCCGCGAGGCGCCAUCAUGGUUAGCGCCAAGCAAAAAUUUUUGAAAAUUUGAAUUCUCUAGACCGUCGGAAAUAGCAUUCUUAGAGUCUUUCCUACCCAAAAUUUCAAUGUUUUACUACUGCCUAACAAUGAAGAUAAAUAAAAUAACUACUGAUCAAUAUGACAGUGUUACUUACAGUUUAAUGUGACUAGGAAAAUUGCGAAAAUUUUUUGAAAUUUGGAGUCUCCAGAUCGUCAGAAAGCAUAUUUGGCCAUGUACAGCAUGUCACGAUGCGUCUGACGCUAAUUCUAACGUUGUUAACUCUAAUUCUACAUUUGCACAAAGCGUUGUCAAUGAGUUAUUGUACGAAAAGUGGGAUAGCGUCAUGCAAUGGUAAAAAUGCGUAACUUUAAGAUCAUUUUAGUUAUGCGUGUGGGACAGCGGGAACAACGGCAGAAUGCGUAACUUUCACGCGAAAUGCAGGAACCUGUCUGUUGUGAAGGGGAGCUGUGGGCUGCCCUGAAUAAAAUUCAUUUGCCAUCUGCUCUAGUUUUGCCCUCACAUUUAAAUUUAAGCAAUUUAACUGUGUGUAAUAGAGAGGUGUUCUCUAUUAGAACGGCGUCCAUAAACUGAGAUUUAACUCUGAUUUAUAAUUUUAUCAGCUCUUUGAAUCAAACCAGAAGCAUCGAGCAUCUGUAUUGGACCUUCAAGAAAAACUAGAGUCUUAUGAAAAGUAAGUAGUGUGAGUAUAUACUGUAACUAUGCAGCAAAACCAAGGCAUAGCCAUGGGGGACCUUUCGAACUGAGGGACUUUCAAAAGUGUAACCUUUUAAUAUUUUCAUCUAUGACAUAAAAUAUACCAAAUAAGUAAAAAUAGAAAAAUUUUCUAUUCUGUUUUUUUAUCUUUUAUAGAAAUUCAGCAAGUCAUCAGAGAAUCAUUGAUGAGAAUAAUGAGAAGUAUAAGAUCACUGUACAAAAAUUGCAAGAAGAAAAAGCAAUGCUUGAGGUUUUGUAAUUUUCAUAACGUUUCAACAUAGGCAACAUUAAUUUAGGCUGUCAGAUUUUCAGGCAUGCUUAAUGUUCACUUUGACAAAAUUUAAUGUAAUAUUCUCAUAUUUUAGGCAAGAUUGCAAAAAUGCCUUGAGGAGCUCAAGACUGUUUCCAUAAAAGCGGAGAAAAGGUAACUGUACAAUUGGGAUUCACAAUAGAUUUUGCCAGUGGGGGAUUCAAGGGGGGGGGGGGUGCGUACCCCCUCCCCAGGCUCUGGUCAACAGGGGUGCAGGGUGUGUGUGCAAAAAUGACGUUUAUCCUAAUUCUAACCAACUUAUGUUAAGGAAUUCAGUUGCGUAUCACUAGUUGACAAUAGCGGAAUAGCCAAUAUUAAAUAUUCUGAAUUUUUAAAUGUUUUGAGAAUCUAAAAAUUUUCCAGAAUGUUUUCUCAGAAUGCUGGAAAUGCCAUUUCAGAGACCCAAAUUUUAAAAAUUUUCCAGGGGAGUAUGCCCCGGACCACCCUAGAAAUCUCUAGUAUACUCCCCCGGACCACCCUAGAAAUCUUGCGCCUUUGGCGCUCAUUUCGCCAUUGGUUAGCACCCCUCCAAAAAAACUUUGCUUUAUCCACCACUGGAUUUUGCCAGAAUUGGGAUUGACUUUAUACUCUCAUCAAGCCUCGAAUUUCCCUGGAAUCAAUCGAUGGCAAUGGUGUUAAAAAUUGCCGUAGAACGUAACAGCUGUCUACGGCAAUUUUGGCAGUUUCCACGGCAUUUUUUCAAAUUACUGUAAUACGUUCAUUGUUACUUUGGAUUGUUGACAAGCUAGAAACAUGUUUACGUAUUUCUUUAGUGUUUUUUUUUCGAAGAAAACUGAGACUAAAAUAGUGAUUUACGCAUGAUUUGAUCAACAUCUGAAUUCAAGUAUCAAAAUAGUAAUGCACAGUGAAUUGUAUAAAAAUUACACUAUACGGCAAAAAAUUGCCGUCGUUGCCGCAAUGAUCCACGGUAUUUUGUUCUCCCUCUACGGCAAUUGCCGCGAUAAAAUUCAAGCCCUGACCCUCAUAGUAUUACUGUCCUCUGUCAUUUUGCAAAAUAGUCAUAGAAUUUUCUAUUUAUAGUGAACAACAAGCACAUGUGUUUAACAAGAAACUAGCUACGAAAUAUGGUACUUAUUUGUUCUGUAUAUAUUAAAUACUACACUACAGUGUGUUACUUGUUAUGACAUUAUAUUUCAGAAACAAAUAACAAUUUAUUCUCAUCAUAUUUUACUAGAAAUUGCAUCGAGAAUAGUUUCGGAGAAAAUCAAUUUCAACGAUACGAGUAAGUUAAUAUUAUUAUUAUAAUAAGGAUCGUUUAAUGAAAAAAGAGUUGGACGAAGAAGUAAAUCCGACAAGAAACUUUCUUGAUAAUCUUAUUAAUGUGGUUAUUCCAAUACAUUAGUGAUUGUUAACCCAAGUAGUUUGCAUUCAGUUAGUUACCAACUCAACUUGGUGACCAUUGAGUAAAAGAGGCUGGUGGGUGAGGUGUUGAUUUCGACAAAAUGAAAAUUGAAUUUCCUUACAUUUGUCAUAAUUCAGUUGAAGUUUAUUUGUAGGAGACCAACUAGCCAUUUUGUUUACUGCAACUUGAAUUUGACUGGCACACCCUCUUGGUAUAAUUUCUGAUUCCGUAGUGUCGUCAACAUAUUUCCAUGGAUCCACUUCUGGAGCUGUGAGGUCGUUGAUCAUCAAUAAGAAGAGCCAGGGACCCAGCUUAGAACCUUGGGGAACUCCGCUAGGAACAGCUUUCCAUUCGGAAUAACAAUCAUUCACCAAUUUAAUACUAACAUUGAUUUCUAUCAGUUGAUAUCAGUUCUAUCAGUGAUUGAAACACAAAAUCAAGUUAUUAGGUAUACCACUCAUAACCAAAACAAGAAAACACAACAACAACAACAACAACAACAACAACAACAACAACAACAACAACAACAACAGCAACAACAACAGCAACAACAGCAACAACAGCAACAACAACAGCAGCAACAGCAACAACAACAGCAACAACAACAACAACAGCAGCAGCAACAACAACAACAACAGCAGCAGCAGCAACAACAGCAACAACAACAACAGCAACAACAACAACAACAACAACAACAGCAACAACAACAACAACAACAAACUCUUCUAUAAAGCCCCAGUCAAAUGAAAAUGAGAAUCUGGAAGUGAGUUGAUGAGAUUAAAUUAUAUCAUUUACUGGCAAACGAACAGAAACCCUUAUCACCUCUAUUCAAAAUUUGAACCAGUUGAAAGUUGAUGGAGAGUCCAUGAGAGUUAGCGGUCUAACUUUCAGCCACUCUAAUAAACUUUUGUCCUUGCUUGACUCUGGCCUUAGCCCAGGAACGUCGCUACAGGAUGUGUGGGGAGGGGGGGUCAAAGUUGGUCAAAGUUGGUCAAAGUUGGUCAAAAUGGAACUAAUAUUUGCUUAAAAUUGAAGGUCAAAGUUGGUAAAAUUUGGUCGAAGUUUGAGAUAAAAGAUGGUCAAAGUUAUGAAAUCGUUUCAAUUUUAACAAUUUCUAAGCUUUGGUCAUGUAUGUGCUGAAACAAUUGCAAGCCUUGCUUAUUUUGGUUGAAAAAUAUUUGAAGCUUUAGUCCGGAAAAUAUUUCGACACCCCUCCCCCCCGUCGACAACAUUUUCGGGAAACAUUUCUACUACUUCGCCAAAAUUCUAGGAAAAGUUGGUCAAAACAUGACGACCCCCCCCAAUGUUGAUGUCUUAACGACGUCCCUGCUUUAGCCUUUAGUUGUUCAUUGCAAUUACCCUUCGUUCUCCAUUUUGUUGUGUAACUGAAGGGGAGACCGUAUUUUACUUUUUCAGAUUUGAAGGACUUGAAUAAACUCAAUGUGCCUCCACAUGACCGCAAGCGUCAGGUACGUCGGCUCCCAAUUUGUACGAAAAUUUGAAAAGCAUUAAAUUUUAAUUUUAAUUGCAUGUCUGACUCUUGAAAAUGUUUGUAGGUGAACCAAAUUUUCUUUUAAUUUUGUGCAUUUUAGAGUAAAAUUAAGAAACUUGUCAGCGAAGCGUUGGAUCUUCUCAGGAUUUUUCUUGCCGGACUUUCUGACUAUCAUACUUACAUGGAACAGGUACUUGAGCUGGCCAUUAAUAAAUUCCUUUAUCCAUAAUUAUAGUUUUUUAAAAAAAAUUCAUAUUGCAUUAAAUUCUUGCAAUUAAUUGCAGAGAAUCAGAAUUUUGUUUGAUGAACCGACAGAUAUUAGUCGUAAGGUAAGUUGAAACAUUCCAAAUAGUAACCCUUUAAGUGGCAAUGCACCCUCAUGCGCCCUACUUUAGUAUUUUACUCUGUCUAACACCAGACGAUUUUACUCAUCAAGUGGAGAGUGCUGCCACUCAAUGGGUUGAUAGGAAAACGUUGUGAGAAAAUAAAUGAAUGAUGAUGAUAGGUGGGCAAGUGAUGUUUCUUUUCAUAGCUUUGUGAACAUCUUCAUCAAAAUGCGAUGAUUUUACGAAAUGUUGAACAAAGUUUCAAUAACUUCAGCUGUCAAGUGACCAAGGACGUUUUACUUACACUGGUAAGAUGGUUUUAGAGAAUCUUUGUAUGUAAGACUUUGCUUAUGGUACAAUGCUAAGCCACUUAAAUGUCAGGGUGUGGGGUUCAGUCUUUGAAGGGCAAUACGGCUUCUCGUGCUGUAUAUAAUUACAUAGAAUAAUCUAGAAAUUGAUUGAAGAUUUAAACUUUUGAACAGGAAACAGCAAGUGGUUUUGAAGAAUUCUCAGAAGCUUUCCAUCAAUACUCGAGUUAUCUACAGAAAAUAUUAUCAUACCAAACUUUAUGGUAAUUUCAUUUUUUUUAUUCUUCUUGGAACGAAAAAAAUGGGACAAGCCUGGAAUUUCACAUUCCUUCGAUAUUAAUGAUUCAGAUUAUAAUACUGUUGCACUACUGCAAAGGUUCUUUCGAAAGAUUACAUUAUAUAAAGGGAGCAUUUUAUAAAUAAAGCAUUUUUUAAUAAAGCUUCAAUAAAACUGAAAAGGUGACAAUGAUUUAUCUCUGUCUCAACACACAGAGAUAAAUAUUUGUCACCUUUUCAGUUUUAUAGAAGCUUUAUUACAAAGUGUGGACCUUAAGCAACACAUAGAAUUUUAAUUCUCAAAAGGUUUCAGAGGUGUAACUUAACACUUUCCCAGGGCAAGUGAAUAUCAUGACGGGCAAGUAAACGUUAUGUUUUCAUUGUCGGAUAAUUUUUUUAUAACGCAUGUACUAUACAUGUAUAGCACGUUUGGUUUUUGGGGGCCAAAGCUAGAUGGGGAGAACGGGUCGACAUGUUGUCCCCUUAAUAUAUACCCCCUACCUAGGUACCCCAGUGGCAAUUGUGUGAUGGCAAGUGAAUUUUAUUCGGGGCAACUAAUUUUCAUGACCAACUUGCCCUGAGGGCAAAUGGUCAAAAAAGUAAAGUUGCACCACUGAAAUAUUUUUAUUUCUGGGAUCCUAAAUUUUGGGGUCAAAGUUUUCUGCCAUAUCAUUUAAAAUGCACCUGUUAGCAUUAUGCAAUGCCCUAAAAUGUUCUGCCAGCUAAGCCAGGUCUGAAAAUUUCCUGGGAUCCUGGAUGCCUGGAUCCAUCAUUAAUUCCUGCUAAAUAUGGUAACCAUUAUGUCACCAACACAUUUGUGUCACCAGUUGUUACAUCAACUUGAUAUUUUCUUGCUUCAGUACCAAGGAGGAAUGUUCCAAACCAACAUAUUCCGCUUCAAUGGAACAACUGAGUUUGGCCAUGCUGAAAGCAUUUGCGAAGUUUGUCGCCGUCAUUAGUGAACUAGACACGUAUUUCAGACUUCUAGCUUCUGCAGGUACAUUAUAGAACUAACUGGGCAUGUAAUCGAUGAUGGGGAGGGGGGGGGGGGGGAUCCUAAUUAUAUAUAUUUGGGGGACUUUGGGGGGGGGACUUGACGCCCUAUACCCACGAUUUUCGGGAGAGCUUUGACCGGCUCUUCAUAUUCAGUUUUUGAGAGCCAAGGAAUGAGAGAAGGACUUGUUCAUCCCAGCAGUGAUCGUAUUGUCUUUGACGAUUAUUGCGUAUAUCUCUAUAGCGUUGUUUGUGAUGUUACUCUGAGUGUGUAUCCACACCGGGCAGGCUGAAAAGUUUGCCUGACCAUGGUGGGAAUCGAACCCGCGAUCAUUGGGAUACUAGUCCAAUGCUCUACCAAGUCCAAUGCUCUACCAAGUCCAAUGCUCUACCAAGUCCAAUGUUCUACCAAGUCUAAUGUUCUACCAAGUCUAAUGCUCUACCAAGUCUAAUGUUCUACCAAGUCUAAUGCUCUACCAAGUCUAAUGUUCUACCAAGUCUAAUGCUCUACCAAGUCUAAUGUUCUACCAAGUCUAAUGCUCUACCAAGUCUAAUGCUCUACCAAGUCUAAUGUUCUACCAAGUCUAAUGCUCUACCAAGUCUAAUGUUCUACCAAGUCUAAUGCUCUACCAAGUCUAAUGUUCUACCAAGUCUAAUGUUCUACCAAGUCUAAUGUUCUACCAAGUCCAAUGCUCUACCAAGUCCAAUGUUCUACCAAGUCUAAUGCUCUACCAAGUCCAAUGCUCUACCAAGUCUAAUGUUCUACCAAGUCUAAUGCUCUACCAAGUCUAAUGCUCUACCAAGUCUAAUGCUCUACCAAGUCUAAUGCUCUACCAAGUCUAAUGCUCUACCAGCUCUUUGAGUUGGUGAUAUGUUGACCUCGUAGCUCAGUUGGUACAGCAUUGGACUAGCAUCCCAAAGGUCGCGGGUUUGAUUCCCAACGUGGUCAGGCAAAUGUUACUCAUGCACACUCAGAGUAACAUCACAAACAUCAUAUUCACCUGAGUACAUAACACCAACACACACAAAAAGUAUCUCUAUAGCGUGUUUUUCGUUUUCUUCUAUUUACACAGGUUCAGACGGGCUACUUAGCUCCAAUGCUGCGAAAGUUUUUGCGUUGCUUGACUCGACUGCUGAGAAGUUUCACAAAAUAGUAAGAGGUUAGUUGUUCUAUUUAUUAACUUUACAAUCAUACAAAAGUGUUAUAAAAUUUAUAACAGUGAUUGAAGGUAUGGUUAACAGGACAUGAGUCCCAUAUGAAGGAGAUCCAUGGUUCAGUAGAUCUACUUUAUGUAACAUGUGAUCUGGUGCUAGAAUAUAGGAAAGUAAAUAAAUAAUUUCACUCGUAUCUUUUCUGUAGGCCUGUCAACUGCUUUUCAUUCCAAGAAAAUGGUUGAACAUCAGACUCCUACCACAACACAGGUAAAAUCUCAGCUUUUUGUGAAAAGAAUUUAGAUAAGCAGGAACGCAGAGCUUGGUAAUCCAAUAAAUCCAUAACAGACCGUACUACAGUACGUGAAGUCCUCAAACGAGUUGUCUGCUAUGAUCCGAAUAUUAUUCAUGGAUGCAUUAGAUCCGACGUUUGAACUGUACAUUUUAAUACAAUUUUAGACUCUGAAAAGCACCGACGAAUGUUUGGAAACAUGUCUUGCCUCAUUAGUAACGUCAUCUUCAAAGGUAAGGCAAAAAUCUUGAUAUACUAUAGCCCCGUUUACACCACGCUCAAUGUUUGGUACGGCACGGAUAAAACUGGUUUCCGUAAACCCGUACCAAAUUUAUCCGUGUUCCGCCUUUGUAAAUGGUAGUCCAAGCGCGGAUAAAAAGGGUACCGGUGCAAAAUUAAGCGUAGUGUCAACGGCCCUAUAUGUCAUCGUCCAUUCCAACACUUUCUGUUCACGUCAGAGAUUUACAAAACUAAACAUAGUAGAUUCUAUAGUAAUAGCGGUAAUAGAUAAUGUUGUAAUGUUUCCAUCUACCUCGCUUUAGAUUUCCCAUUUUCUUCAUACGAACGUUGAGUUUUUCUCGUCAACAUCUGGGUUUAGAGUCCGAGGUGUUUCGUCAGAUCAGGUAAUUAUUUUCUUGUACACGCAGUACCAUAAUUGGAAGGCAUCACGGAUGGGUUCAGCCGGGUGGACGGGGGCGGUGCUCAUAUAGAUUUGGUCAUGGUUUAGGGGUGCCACCGUUGACUAAGUGCGUGAUCACAAUAGAGGAAGCUACGUCAGCACGGCACUAGUCCGUAGUCUUGCUCGACAAUUUCACAAUCAUGUUACUAUCUCAUUUUGUCUCUAAUCUACUGUAUUUUGUUUUGUAACUGCCUUUCCAAAUCCCCAAAUGGAUUUGAUAACGAAAUUGCCACCCCCUCGCACCCCCUUUGCCAGGCUAUAGGUGGCGGUGCAUGCACACAACCCUGCACUCACACCAACCCUAGUAACUCUAUGCCUGUUAGGAACAGUACAGUACACCAGUUUGGUCAUGAACACUAUGAUGCCUUAACUUCAAUACGAUGAAACAAAUACCGGUUUGAAAUAUAUCUAAUCGUUUUUGUUUUCUUUUGUAAAAGAACGUAGGAUCACCAAUAGUAAGAAGCUUUAAACAGCAAAACAGAGAGUAUAUUAAAAAAUUAAACAAGGUUUGUUUCACGUAUUGUUCGUGUAUUUAUCCUGUACAUUGUAUGUACCGUACGUCUUUCUAGAGGCCAGUAAGGGCCAUCUUUGCUGUUUUAGGUAGAACGAGACUUACAGUAAGGCACUCGUCUCGCAUGUAUAACUGACGAAAGUUUAACAAUUUCAAAUUAUAAAAUAAUUUAAGUGGCCUCCAGUUCGUUUGGCUUUGAACUUCUUUCGAUGAUUUAUCCCAAGCAUAGUGAUAGAUAAUCCGUGCUGCCCUGAUGUGGAUCCUAUCCAAAUUGUCAAUUGUCGUUUUCCCAGCAGAUCUCCAAGUCAGAAUUCCCUAGGUUAUUGAAGGCAGAUGAAAGUUGGCUAUAGAUAUUACUGGUCAAACGAGGAAAAUCUCUAUCAACUCUCAUCAGAAUUUGUACCAGCUGAACGUUGAUGAGAGUACAUGAGAACGUUGAUGAGAGUACAUCAGCUCUCAUUCUCGUUUGGCGGGUCUACCUACCACUGUAACACCACGAGACACCUUCUAAACACACACACACUUCAUUUUGAGUAUCUAUAACAAACAUCAAUUUGAUUUUUCCAAUCUUUAUUCCAGCCCAAACCGGAGUCAAUUCCUUAUAAAUUAGCUUUAGAAAAUCACAAUACGUUGCUGAGUUCAACUGAAAGUAGGGAAACAUUAACGAAACAGGUUUGUAUGUUACACGUGUAUUACAGGUGCAUGUGCUAAAAUAGCAUAUUAAUACAGUUUUGAGUUUUGUGUGCAUUAUUAUAUCAUGGAUAAUAAAAUAAAUGGAUAGGAAACUAGCUGACGUGACCUAAUGUUUUUACUGGGAUUGAUGGCGUGGUUGGAUGCCUCAACCUAGUUGAAAAUCAAAUUCUCAAAAACGGCAUGUUUAGCAAUAAUACAGCUAAACAUUUUAGUCAAAGAGCAAAUAAAUGUAACCACGCCAUUCUACGAUGAAAACUCUAAGUAUUCCCAGUCAAUUUUAGCAAAUAUUUCAAGCACUAAACAGUGAAAAAUACAUCGCAAAUUUCGUUAAGAUUUGUGACGCCAAUUUCGUAGCUACAAAUGUAAAAAAAUACAAAACAAAGACGAAAAACAUUUACCUUGAAUACUUUGUCGUGGCUUACGCAUGUUUUUAAAACAAUUAGACCAGUUUACGCUUCACGAUCACCCUUUUAAAGUGGAAAAUAUAGCAAAACAACAAAUAUGCCGAGAACUUUGGUAACAUUCGCAAUACGCGUGACGUCACGUUUUUCAACAAGGAUGCAGUCAAUGACGUCAGAAGUUUCCAAUCCAUUUAUUUUAUUAUCCAUGAUUAUAUGAACGAGUGCAAUAGGCCAUCUGUGGCUCAGUUGGUUAGAGCGCUAUAGAGGGCCUAUAGUUGUAUUUUUCACAACUGCUCCUGGUUUGGUUUGGUUUAGUCAAUGUAUAAAAUUCCACUCGAAACUGAGAUGCCCCAAAUCCGAAUCAUCAUCAGUGCAAAUAAUAUAUUUUCACCAGAGAAAGCAAUUAUUAUUGUCUCGCCAUCCAAACGUGAAAAGAACUUUCUGUUCUUUCUUUUACCUGCAGGCAUCUUUGAAUCUUGCGAAAAUUACGAAACUAGAACAGGUACAGUAGUGAUGUACACAUAGAUUUCUGGGUUUUUUUCAAUCAUAAAGAUUACAUAAAUCUUUCGUCAUUGUUCUCGACAGUGGUGCAACUUUACUUUUUUGACCACUCUUGCCAGUUGGACAAGAAAAUUAGUUGCCAUGAAUAAAGUUCACUUGCCGUCAGACAAUGGGCACUGGGAUACCUAGGUAGGGGGUAUAAAUUAAGGGGACAACAUGUUGACCCGUUCUUCCACUGCUCUAUAUGGCUACAAUGUUAUAAUGCCUCAGAUCUAGCUUUGGCCCACGAAAAACAAAAUUUGAAUCAAGUACAUGCACUAUGAAAAAUUUAUAUCCGCCAAUGAAAACAUAAACUUAAAGAUUGCCAGCUUUUUGUGGCAAGGCAACUUGCCCAAUCAGGCAAGCAAGAUAAAACGUGUACUUGCCCGUCACGAAUAUAUAUUUGGUAUAUAUAUAUGAGAUGAGCAUGUUCAUAGGCAUACUGGAUUUGGUGUAUGAGCAUGCUGCAUGAGUAUACCGGAUUUUUGUAGGUGUAGGAGCAUGCUUAUGUGUUCACGAGUAUACCGGAUUACCACAUGGCCAAAAGGUAUACCGGAUUACCACGUAGCUAUAAGGGUUUUUUGUUCUUUACAAAUACAAAAUACUAUAGUCAAAUCUUUUAUCAAAUCUUUGUUCAAUAUCUUAUCUGUUUAAUAUCUAAAGAAAGCCAACAUUAAAGCCAAUAUUAAAUUUCCAUUAAAGCCAGAAAGCCAACAUUAAAGGCAAUAUUAAAUUUUUCAUAUAUAUACUCAUAUACCAGAGUACAGUAUAUCCAAAUAAUUUCUGUGUAUAUGAAGAUGUGUUGACUUUUUCCCAUUUAACAGGCUAAAGAACACUGGUUACUGGAAGCUCAGCUACUGCAAAUUAAAUACGAAAAAGAGCACAAGG